This is a messenger RNA of Paramecium primaurelia, 962 nucleotides long. The record is from the annotation of a GenBank genome assembly. NCBI's taxonomy places the organism in Eukaryota, Ciliophora, Oligohymenophorea, Peniculida, Parameciidae.
AUGAAUUCUUUUGAUUUUCAAAAAAGACUUUUGUUAUGUUAUGUUUAGUCUUUCACUGUAAACUUGAAAUAUUCUUCAUAGUACUUAAUUGAUUCUAACUUAAAACCAAUUUUUUUAAGAAUAAUCUCUGGUUUCAUCACACACUAGNAGCUCUAGAAGAAGCUUAAAAAUUCUGUUAAAAUGUUAAUAUUGCUACUAAUAUUGCAGUAAAACUUAUAUUUAAUUGAAGUAAGAUGAAUUUGGUAAAAGAUUUAUUCCUGAACUUGAAUAAUGGAAUAUAAAUAAAGAAGAUUCUUAUCUUCAUUAUUGUGAUAAUGAAACUGUUGAAGGAUUAGAAUAUCAAUUUAUUCCUAAAUUUAGUAGUGUUCCUAUUGUAACAGAUAUGAGUUCCAAUUUCUUAACUAAGUAUAUUAAAUCAACUAAUAAGACCUUUGGAUUGGAGUAAAUUAGACCUAGUUUAUGCACAUGCAUAAAAAAACAUUGGAAUUGCAGGUUCAACCUUAAUGAUUAUCAAACCUGAACUUAUCAAUAAUCAUCAAAAUAUUCCAUAUAUGUGGGAUUUCAAAGAAAUGAUUAAAAAAUAAUCAUUAAUCAGUAAUCUUCCAAUCUUUCCAAUUUAUGUCAAUACAUUGGUUUUUGAUUGGAUCAAAAAAUAAGGAACCUUAGAUUUUUGGGAUUAAUACUGUAAAAAAAGAUCUCAAUAAUUAUAUAAAAUUAUAGAUAAUAGUCAUGGAGUGUAUAUAAAUCAAGUAAAGAAAGAAUAAAGAUCAAGAAUUAAUAUUACAUUUACAUUAAAAGAUGAAAUUGAAACAAAUAAAUUUAUUGAGUUAUGCAAAAAUAAUAACAUUAUUGAAGUGAAAGGACAUAGAGCCAUAGGUGGAUGUAGAAUAUGUUUAUAUUUGCCUAUUCCAUAAAUAGGUAUAGAUAAAUUAUCUUUAAUUAUGGAAGACUUUAUGAAUUGA